Messenger RNA from Osmerus eperlanus (European smelt), 1953 nucleotides. RefSeq names its product carboxylesterase 3 (gene ces3). The coding region runs from base 98 to 1753 and encodes 551 amino acids. The transcript has 13 exons. The record is from RefSeq and is a predicted model, not a curated record. Lineage: Eukaryota; Metazoa; Chordata; Actinopteri; Osmeriformes; Osmeridae.
UGUGUGUGUGUGUGUGUGUGUGUUCCAAGGGGAGGUCUCUGGUGAAAACAGAGGUAAACCAGAAAGGUCCCUCUGUCUUUCUUCGGACACAGUCAAGAUGAGAACAAGUUUUCUUCUCCUCUGCCUGGCUGGUGCCUUCCUGCAGACGACCCUGGGAGCUCCAGCAGAACCAGGGACAGUGGUGUCCCUGAAGGACGGGAAGGUUCGAGGAGCUUACGCCACCGUGAAGGGCACAGACAAGAGGGUGCAGCAGUACCUAGGGAUCCCGUUCGCCCGGCCCCCUGUGGGCCCCCUGCGCCUGGCCGCUCCCCAGCCUCCAGAGCCCUGGGAGGGGGAGAGAGACAGCACCCUGCAGCCUCCCAUGUGUAUUCAGGACAAAGCUGUGGCUCUGCAGGUGUCGCAGACCAUGUCGAUAGAGUACACCCUUCCUGCCAUUUCUGAGGACUGUUUGUAUCUGAAUGUUUACACUCCAACAAAUAGUGCCUCAGAAAAACUCCCUGUGUUUGUCUGGAUCCAUGGAGGGGGCCUGUCCAUGGGAGCUGCCUCUCAGUUUGAUGGAGCCCCUUUGGCUGCCUACGAGAACAUUGUUGUGGUGGUCAUACAAUAUCGCCUGGGCAUUUUGGGAUAUCUGAGCACGGGCGACGAGCACGCCAGGGGGAACUGGGGCUUCCUGGACCAGGUGGCAGCGUUGCAGUGGGUACAGGAGAACAUCCAUCAGUUCGGAGGAGACCCCCAGUCGGUGACCAUCGCGGGGGAGUCUGCAGGGGGCAUCAGCGCUUCAACCCUGACUCUGUCUCCAUUGACAAAGGGGCUGUUUCACCGCGCUGUGUUCCAGAGUGGAGUGUCAACCCUGGGCCCAUACACAACCAAUGUUCCCCUGGUCCAGGCCAAGACUGUUGCCAACCUUACGGAGUGUGAUCACCCAGACACACAGCAGCUGGUCAGCUGCCUCAGAGACAAGACUGAGGAACAACUGCUGAAUGCCACAAAAAAGAUGAAGAUCUACCUGGGGGCUGUGGUAGAUGGGGUCUUCCUGACAGACCUGCCAGAGGAGCUACUGAAGAAGAAGGAAGUGAUGAAAGUUCCUGUGUUGAUUGGUGUGACCAAUCAUGAAUUUGGCUGGAUCCUUCCUCGGGCAUUUGCCCCUCCUGGCUGGGACACAGGCAUGGACAGAGAGAGCGUCAUGUCCAUGAUGGCCAUGUUCAAUCCUCAAGGGGUCUCCGGUGCCAACCAGCUCUUAGCAGAUGAGUACCUUAAAGAUGCCAAAACUCCGGAGGAGAUCCGGGAUGGGUUCACCCACAUGCUGGGAGACGUCUUCAUGGUCCUGCCUGUCAUCAAAGUGGCUGGGUACCAUAGAGCUGCGGGAGCUCCUGUGUACAUGUAUGAGUUCCAGCACCGGCCUGAGGCACACAAGCUGACCAGGCCUGCCUUUGUCAAGUCAGACCACGCAGACGAAGUGGGCUUCAUGUUCGGGGCCUGCUUUUGGAAUGGACACAUAAAGAUCACAGGUACCAUCACUCAGGAAGAGGAAAAGCUGUGCAAGACCAUGAUGUCAUACUGGGCCAACUUUGCUCGCACUGGUUCUCCCAACGGUGCUGGUCUGCUGCAGUGGCCUCUGUACGGACCGAACCAGGAGUUCAUGGAGCUGGAUCUGAUCCCGUCCGUCAGCCAGAACAUGAGGAAGGAGCAGCUCCUCUUCAUGACGGUCACCCUCCCCAAGAAACUGGCCACAGCAGCAUCUCCUGCCCGCUAGGCUUCGCUGGCCUGUCAGGAGUAAACCACUUCAUAACGACUUCAGUAAAGAUGACAAGAAUGUGUUAGGUUACAUUGGCACCAGCUUCUUUCAACGCUCUUUAUUAAUCUCUCGUAUUUUGAGAACACGUCACAAUUUGUAUCAUUUAUGAUCACUUCUGUUUGUGUCACGUCGUAGCCUAUUAAAGCACUUUCACUGCA